This is a messenger RNA of Diachasmimorpha longicaudata, 588 nucleotides long. RefSeq names its product putative ATP synthase subunit f, mitochondrial (gene ATPsynF). The transcript has 4 exons. NCBI's taxonomy places the organism in Eukaryota, Metazoa, Arthropoda, Insecta, Hymenoptera, Braconidae. Bases 103 to 435 code for a protein of 110 amino acids. The record is from RefSeq and is a predicted model, not a curated record. Gene Ontology annotation, biological process: proton motive force-driven mitochondrial ATP synthesis. Gene Ontology annotation, molecular function: proton-transporting ATP synthase activity, rotational mechanism.
UAGGCGCACGUUCUCCACGGCGGCUCGUCAUCCGGGAACGUCUGAUUGUAAAAACCAGAUCUCCAAUUAAUUUGGGUGCAAGUGCCGUCUGAAGUGUCGAAAAUGGACUGGGGUAACUGGGGAAAAUAUCCUAAAGGGUUCGAUCCGGCUAUUCAUGGCGCCUUCGAUCCUGCCAAAUACUACGGAAAAGCUGAUAUUCCUUUUGGUGAAGUAAAACUUGGUGAAGUGGGAUCAUGGAUCUCUCGUCGCAAGAAAGGACCUGUUACUUUAGCUCAAAUGAUUGGCAGAGCUUACUGGCGUUGGCAACAUAAGUAUGUAUUGCCCAAGAAGUCUGGAGUAGCUCCAUUUUUCCAUGUGGCUGUUGGUUCCAUGAUCUUCUUCUAUGUCGUGAAUUAUCCUAAAAUUAGAUGGCACGGACACUACAAAUACCACUAAAUAAUGAACUCACGUCAAGAACGAAAUGUUUAAAAACGUAGCGUUCGAUGUUGGCGAGUUAAACUAGUUGUUCAACUCCAGUACACCAGUUUGUUUCAAUGAAUUCAUCGUGUAAUUGUAAUGGAUAAUAAAAAUAUCGCAUUAAAGUUGUCA